AUGGAAACUGUGCUUCAACGCGUUCUCGGGUCACUUUUUGACCGAUCUGAUGAAGUUAAGAUGGAUACCUAUACCGCGGAGUCGUCAUUGCUCGUAAAAGCGUGGCUGGACAGACAAAAAUCCUCUGAGAAGCAAGGAAACAACUCUAACGGAACCCAGACGGACACAUUUCAGUGGAUCACCUGCAGAGACUUCACCGUCGAGCUGGGCAAGGAGCAGAUUAACGAUUAUAUUCAAACAUGGGGAAUUCGGCCCUGUUGGCGUCACAGCGUCAACUUUCUCUACUCAACCGAGGAGACGCACGGCACCCUCUACCACUACCGGGCCCGCUUCGGCACCCCGACAGCGCGGAGACCGGUUACAAGAACAGCCUGUGUCUACUUUGCCGUAGAAGUGACUAAAAACGAGUCCCAAAGCCUUCCGGUGGAGGUCUACUUCAUUGUGGAGUCAAACAGGCUUGUCCACUCCGCCGGGGAGAGCCGCGUGAGGGAGGAGUGGCUGGCGGACGUUAUCGAAAACAAGACUUUGGUCCAAACAAUGAUGGACCUGUUUGACCAAUAAAACACCGGCCAGCUCCUCUCGGGUUCUGUUCUGUUCCCGCUGUAAAACGCUUUCUGGACGCUUUACUUUUUCCUCCAAUGACGAAACGUUUAAAUAACGUGGAACGAAAAUGACUGAUAACUUGCGUCAAACAUGCGAGGUUAACAUUCUGUUAAACGUUGUGGUUCUAAACUGAUAAAUGUGUUGAAUUUGUACACAUCUAACAUGUAUUAACAAAGUGCAUCCUUACCAAACAAAAAGCAGGGUGGGUUUCAGAGAAUUUUCAUUGAUCGAGGCUUGUUGGCAAAAAAUAAACAGGAAAUGGAGUUUU
Molecule: messenger RNA, 871 nt
Organism: Nothobranchius furzeri (turquoise killifish)
Lineage: Eukaryota; Metazoa; Chordata; Actinopteri; Cyprinodontiformes; Nothobranchiidae
Gene: akap14
Product: A-kinase anchoring protein 14
Cellular component (GO): cAMP-dependent protein kinase complex
Molecular function (GO): protein kinase A regulatory subunit binding
Source: RefSeq, a predicted model, not a curated record